Mycotypha africana is the source of this 696-nucleotide messenger RNA. RefSeq lists its product as uncharacterized. The transcript has 6 exons. The record is from RefSeq and is a predicted model, not a curated record. Gene Ontology annotation, biological process: developmental process. Bases 112 to 654 code for a protein of 180 amino acids. NCBI's taxonomy places the organism in Eukaryota, Fungi, Mucoromycota, Mucoromycetes, Mucorales, Mycotyphaceae.
GAAGCAUCAACAAAAGCUAGAUACAGACUCAUUAAUCAAAACAGAGCAAAAGCAGCAGCGCAAGAAAAUGCGCCACCUGUGUAUGGUUUGUUAUAAGCGUAGUUUUAGAGAAUGACCUCCUUCAUGCUAACACAUCGUUACUCAUAUAGUGUACGCAGUGCAGCUGAAGUCGCUGCAACGGACCUUUUCAAUAUGUUUGAAGCUGUAAAAGAUGAAGAUAAAAAGGCAUCGAAACCGAAAGUUAACAUCAUGUUAGAUGACGAUAUUGAAGACCCCGAUGAUAUAAUGUGCAACUUUAUUCCUAUGAUCAAAGAAUAUUUGACCUUGCAAGACAAAAAUCAACCACAAGAGGAAAACGAAGACGACUAUGUUUACGAUGUUUAUUACAAAGACGACGCGGAAAUAUUGAGUCAACAGAGCAUUAACUCAAUGAAUGUGGGUUCACUUGUUUGGUUUGACGAUGAAUCUGAAUACAUCGACGACAGCGAUUCUAAUAGUGAAUUGGGUGAUGAGUUAGAUGAGGACUCGAAUGCCGAGGAUUAUUACCAAAACGAUUAUCCUGAGGAGGAAGAUAGUGAUGAAUUUGAGGAUGAUUAUGGGUACGAAGUCGUUUCGAGCGAAGAUGACGAAGAUUAUACAUUCCGACAGGCAUAAAAAAUCUGACAUGGAAAGGUACCAAAGAUAAAUAAAGUAUAC